This is a messenger RNA of Bipolaris maydis ATCC 48331, 180 nucleotides long. The record is from RefSeq and is a predicted model, not a curated record. NCBI's taxonomy places the organism in Eukaryota, Fungi, Ascomycota, Dothideomycetes, Pleosporales, Pleosporaceae.
CUUACAAGCAGCGACACUAACGCGAUCGCAAAGUAUCUAGACGGAGCUGCACUUGAAGAGAAAAGUCUUCUAUGGCAGCAUAUUGCUGAGAAAGCAAGAGUUUGCAAAGUCUAUCACCAUAAAAAAUGUGUCCAUAAUGAACAGUUAAGAAGCGCAGUAAUCCAAAGAUACGUUACUUGA